AUGCGUUUCGCUCUUUUAUGUUCAAUCGCCCUUGGGGCUAACACUGCCAUUGCGAGUGUUUGUAAACCUCGUCAGUCGAGUGAUACCAGUGUUGUGUCCGUAGAGGUUACGACCUCGACUGCUGCUGUGCCCAGUUCUCCUACAAGUACAGAGCUUGAGACGACUGGUGAUACAACCUCAGCUACAACCAUCGCGACUUCAGGUGUCGAAGUCACCACUACCACCACUGAGUUUCCCACGAGUGUCGCGACGUCAAUUUCCGAACACGAAACCACCACCGAAACAACAACCCUCGCCGAAAUGACUACAACCGCCGCUCAAUCCCUAGAAACAUUCCAAGUCAUCGCUCCAGGCCACAACUUCCAAGAUGAACACCUAAUCGGUCGAAAAUCCACCUCCCAACGAAUGGGUUUCGAUCUCGAACCCAGCGCCAACCUCCCAACCCUCACAUUCUCCAUCGAGGCAGAGACAUCCUUCGCCCGCGAAGUUGAAGGCAUGUAUUGGUGUAUAGAAUACGGCUCGCCCUACUCACCAGGCGACCUCCGGCUCUGCGACAAGGACAAUCUACGCAACGGGCUCUGGGGACUUCUCACCUGUGAACAGACUGAUGUUCGCGGUCUUGAGUGUUCUGUGCCGGCGAGGUCAUGCGGGUUUGAUAUGAAUAAUGGUCAGAUGGCGUGUAAUGACUUGGGAGGUGAUUUUACACAGUUUUACUUGGCGAAGAAUGGGAAUCUGGAUGGGCUUACUCUUGCUUUGGGUUCCAAGGAUCAUCCUCCUUCUUCAGACUGGUAUACGGCGGUUGAGCUCGAGGUUACUCCAGCCCGCGCUAAAUGA
This is a messenger RNA of Fusarium venenatum, 834 nucleotides long. RefSeq lists its product as uncharacterized. The record is from RefSeq and is a predicted model, not a curated record. Lineage: Eukaryota; Fungi; Ascomycota; Sordariomycetes; Hypocreales; Nectriaceae.